AUGCUGGGAUCUAGUACUGCAGAUCACGUCACAGGGCUCACAUAUCUGUUGCUCGUGACUAUUUUCACUUGGUAUUUGAUAUGGUAUCUGGUCUCCCCUUUACGCCGGUUUCCAGGACCAUUCGUCGCCGGUAAGCGAAUUUCAUUAUUAGAUAGCCCGAACAAGCUCUUAACAGGCUAUUUCGUGUUCAUCGCUAACAUACGUUUAGGAUGGACGAACCUUUGGCGAAUGUUUCAGGUGCGACAGGGGAAAUAUCAGCUCGUGAUCGAAGACCUGCACAAAAAGUACGGUCCAGUGGUCCGAAUCGCGCCGAACGUUUUAGACCUGGAUUUUCCAGAACUGAUCAAAACAAUCUAUAACGCCAAAGAAGAUUACCUCAAGACAGAAUUCUAUCAUGGUAGUAGUGCCAAAAGCAAUGGAAAAAUCAUCUAUAAUCUAUUCAGCGAAUGUACUCCGGAGAUCCAUGCUAAGCAGAAGCGACCGAUCUCCACGCACUAUUCCCUUAAGGGAAUACUAUCGCUUGAGUCCCAUAUAGAUGUGAUGAUUCAGUAUUUCUGUGAACGAUUGGAAGAAGAGUUUAUCGAUGCACCAAACGACACCCAAAUAUGUGACAUUGGAGAAUGGAUUUCAUUUUAUACCUGGGACGUUGUUGGCCAGGUUUUAUUCAGUCAGCCUAUAGGAUAUCUCGAACAGGGCUGCGAUUUUAAUCACAGCAUACGGAAUGCAGAUACUGCGAUGGACUACUUUUCAUUGGUAGGACAAAUGCCAAUACUCGACCACCUACUUGACAAAAAUCCUAUUUACCGGCUUGGGCCGCCCUCUUUCGGCCCCAUUACGAACAUCUCGAUCCAGCAUCUAGUAGACCGGCUUCAGAACAAAAACAACGAAUAUCAUGACCCUAGCAAUCCUGACUUCCUUGACAAGUUCAUCGAAACGAAAGAGAAAUAUCCAGCCGUGGUCGAUGAUACGCAAAUUGUGUCUUACUUGAUGUUCAACAUGAUUGCUGGAGCGGACACAACGGGCAUCACGCUCAACGCAGCGCUUUACUUCUCUUUGAAGCAUCCACAGGUCUGGGAACGCCUACGAUCUGAGAUCCCAUCAGAAAGCUCUAAUUCGACACCAGCAGUGGUGUCUUACAAAGAUACAAGAGGGUACCUAUAUUUGAAUGCCAUUGUUCGGGAGGCACUGAGGUGUCAUCCCGCUGUUGCAAUGCUUCUGGAGCGCUAUGUUCCCGAAGGAGGACUUGACCUUCCCAACGGACUCCAUGUUCCGACUGGCUGUGUGGUGGGGAUGAACCCUUAUGUGGUCGCGCGCAAUAAGUCUGUGUGGGGCGAAGAUGCCGACGUGUUUCGGCCGGAGCGUUGGCUACGCAAUGAGAAACUCGAAACCGAGGAAGAAUUCGAGAAACGCCUCCGUCUCAUGAACAAUACCGACCUGUCAUUUGGGGGUGGAAGUCGUAUCUGUAUUGGCAAACACCUGGGUCUUCUUGAAGUGUACAAAGUGCUUGCGACUCUCGUAUCCCGCUAUGAUAUUCGUUUGGUUGAUCCGAAGAGAGAUUGGGAGACACAAAACAGCUUUUUUGUUCGACAGAGUGGUAUUAAAGUGAGACUAUCCCGUCGGGAAUGA
Molecule: messenger RNA, 1626 nt
Organism: Penicillium salamii
Lineage: Eukaryota; Fungi; Ascomycota; Eurotiomycetes; Eurotiales; Aspergillaceae
Source: the annotation of a GenBank genome assembly